AUGUUGUACAUUGCCCACACUGCCCACUGGCAGUUCUUCGCUCUGGUUGUAGGGUUCCUCUCUUGGAUCAUCACCUUGGCCACGACUGGGCUGAACCAAUGGCGCAUUUGGUUCGUCAACAACACAACUGUCAUCAACUCUGGCGUGGCCUGGGUUGGCAUCUGGAGGGCAUGUUUCUACAGCCACGUAUUGUCUGAAAUUGAAUACUGCCAGUACUUAAGUAUCACAGAAUCGUUUUUACCCACAGAGAUCAAAGUAGCACAGGUACUAAUAAUGCUGGCUCUGAUCACUGGGUUGGUUGGAAACAUGGUUGCCGCUAAUGGAAUGAGACUUGCAUACUUUUCUGUGGAAAACCGUAGCAGAAUCAAGCUAUUCUUCCCCCUAGCUGGGACUAUAUAUUUGUUUACAGGUUUUUGCUCCUUGCUGCCAAUAGCCUGGAACUUGAACUCUGUCCUCAACAAUCACACAAUAGACUUUCCACCAGAGUACCACUUUCCUGCCGCUCCAGUCAGUCAGAAAGUGGGCAAUGCCAUCAUAGUGGGGGCUUUUAGUUCAGUGCUAAUGCUUUUAAGUGGUCUGACUUUUUUGUGCUAUCGCUAUGGUUGGCAAACACUAAAAACAGAAACCCUAAAAGACCCGUCAGACCCUCUUUGUGGUCCCUGGACUCAAACAAGCCUCGGAUCGAGCUCGGGACAACAGCCCAAUGGAGGAACCAAGGGCAGAGAUAAUGCGGCUUUUCAGUUGGAGGAGAUGUCAUGA
Messenger RNA from Boleophthalmus pectinirostris (great blue-spotted mudskipper), 759 nucleotides. It is a transcript of the gene cldn34a, whose product is annotated as claudin 34a. Gene Ontology annotation, molecular function: structural molecule activity. Gene Ontology annotation, biological process: bicellular tight junction assembly; cell adhesion. NCBI's taxonomy places the organism in Eukaryota, Metazoa, Chordata, Actinopteri, Gobiiformes, Gobiidae. Gene Ontology annotation, cellular component: plasma membrane; bicellular tight junction. The record is from RefSeq and is a predicted model, not a curated record. Bases 1 to 759 code for a protein of 252 amino acids. The transcript has a single exon.